AUGAAUUCACCUGACGGAGAAGCGCAGUUUUGCUUUGCUUUUGUUAACAAUUCAUGCCCCAGAAGUGUGAGGUCUGUGCUGAGUGUCUGUGCCUUGUAUGUUGUCAUGAUUGGCGCCAUAGUGAUGACCAUGCUUGGCAACCUGGUUGUAAUUGUUUCCAUCACCCACUUCAAGCAGCUCCACUCCCCAACCAACUUCCUGGUCCUCUCCAUGGCCACCACGGACUUCUUAUUGAGAUGUUUGGUCAUGCCCUUCAGUAUGAUCAGGUCCAUCGAGUCCUGUUGGUACUUUGGAAACUUCUUUUGCAAAGUCCACAGCUGCUGCGACAUCAUGCUCUGUACCACCUCCAUUUUUCACCUCUGCUUCAUUGCAGUGGACCACUAUUAUGCCGUGUGCGACCCUUUGCAUUAUGUCACCAAAAUCACCAUUCCUGUCAUAGAGGUCUUUCUGCUCAUCAGUUGGUCUGUUCCGAUCUUUUUUGCCUUUGGCCUGAUAUUCUCAGAAUUAAACGUAAUUGGUGCAGAAGAUUUUGUUGCAGCCAUUGACUGCACAGGUUUGUGUGUGUUAAUAUUUAACAAACUCUGGGGGGUGUUGGCCUCCUUCAUAGCCUUCUUUCUUCCUGGGACUGUAAUGGUGGGGAUUUACCUACACAUUUUCAAAAUAGCCAGGAAGCAUGCUAAGCAAAUUGGUAUGGAGCCCACAAUGAAACAGGUGGGGUCAGGAAGCAAAACAAAGGUAUCUUCAAACAAAGAAAGCAAGGCCACCACGACUUUAAGCAUAGUCAUGGGAGUGUUUGUGUUGUGCUGGCUGCCCUUUUUUGUCUUGACGAUCACAGACCCUUUCAUUAACUUCACAGCUCCUGAAGAUUUGUACAAUGUCUUUCUCUGGCUGGGUUAUUUCAAUUCCACUUUCAAUCCCAUUAUAUACAGUAUGUUUUAUCCUUGGUUUCGCAAGGCAUUGAGGAUGAUUAUCACAGGAAUGAUCUUCUACCCUGACUCUUCCACCCUGAGCCUAUUUCCUACACAGGCUUAG
Molecule: messenger RNA, 1032 nt
Organism: Manis pentadactyla (Chinese pangolin)
Lineage: Eukaryota; Metazoa; Chordata; Mammalia; Pholidota; Manidae
Product: trace amine-associated receptor 4-like
Exons: 1
Coding region: 1-1032 (343 amino acids)
Biological process (GO): behavioral fear response; chemosensory behavior; G protein-coupled receptor signaling pathway
Cellular component (GO): membrane
Molecular function (GO): trace-amine receptor activity; 2-phenylethylamine receptor activity
Source: RefSeq, a predicted model, not a curated record